AUGGAGCUGGAAGUGCUAUGGGAGGUGCCUUUUGUCAGAGGCCAGCAAAAUUGUACGGCGUCCGGUAAAGCUGCGCAACAGCUGCAAAUCCAAGUGUGUUGGAAAGCUCCCUUCAGCACGUGGUCGGGUGCGGCCGUCUCCACCCUCUCCGCCUGCUCACAAACCUCGCCGCCAGCGCCGCCGACAACUCCCGUACAGCUAUCACCGCCGACAGACGCUGCGGCGGAAGGCGUUACAGCGAGCGGCGAUGUACGGGACGGAUGCGGCGUCAAUCGGGUGCCGCAGAGGCCCUCAGACAUCGCGGAGCCGCCGCCGCUGCCGCCGCCGCCGCCGCCGCCACCAUCGGGCCUGGCGCCGGUUGAAGCUCCACCCCGGGGGCUUGUCGAAGGCCCUGCGCACCCAGCAAACGUAAGCGGCGUUGGCGGCGACAGUAUCACAUCGCGACGAACGACAGACGGUGUCACAGCCCUGGAUGCUGAUGCCGUACCGCAGAUUCCCAGCACAGGCAGCGGGUACGAUGUCUGCGCCCCUGUUUAUGUGCCGUACGGUCGAGAGAUGGGGCUCAGGGGAGGUGGUGCAAGAAGCGCCAUUGUCGUCGUCGGCAGUAGCGGUGUCAGUGCAGGCGGCAGCGACGGCGGCGGUGGCGUUGGCAGUGGCACUCUGGGUAAUAGGACGCUGUCGUGGGCCUUACGCACAGCGCCAGCGGGCCUGGCGGCAGCGCUGGCGCACACAGGCGACGGCUCGCUCAGCACCGCAUCCUGGCUACAGCCACCACCGCCGGUGAAGCCGCCGCCACCGUCGCGAAACAGCGUCCCGCAGCAGCAGCGGCCGGAGCAGCAGCAGAUGUUGACUCAACAGCUAUCCGAGUCGUACGGAUCUGAAUCUACCGUAUCCACGUUGCAAAACAUGUACGGCGGAUCUACAGGGCUGAGGCCGCAGCUUCAAGCCGGGACGUGGGCAGCGAAGUGA
Molecule: messenger RNA, 969 nt
Organism: Volvox carteri f. nagariensis
Lineage: Eukaryota; Viridiplantae; Chlorophyta; Chlorophyceae; Chlamydomonadales; Volvocaceae
Exons: 6
Coding region: 1-969 (322 amino acids)
Biological process (GO): actin filament polymerization
Cellular component (GO): cytoplasm; actin filament
Molecular function (GO): actin binding; microtubule binding
Source: RefSeq, a predicted model, not a curated record